AUGGAAGAACAGUCUGUUUACCAAUUAGCUUUGAAAUGUGCAGAAAGAGAGAUACCUGCUGCAGAAUUCCUUAAUUUAUAUAAGGAGUUCUUUAAUGAAAGAUUUUCCAAGAAUAUGUCAGAGAACGACGAUUCCGAGAUUAAUGGAUCUAAUAUGGAGGAGGUAGCCACUACGCUAUCAUUAAAUUUCGAAGAGUUAUUGAAUACUGGAAACUCUUACCUUCUGGUCGACUAUAUCAUUACGGUUUUGUUUGUCAAUUACAACUCAGAUCUUGUUCGUGUAGCAUUCCCGAAACUGAUUACGGUGGAAAACAAUACCAUGCUCAUCCAUUUUUGUUCCAAGCUGUGUGCAUUCCUUUCUCAAUUAUCUGACAAAUUAGUAACUGACCAGCUGUGUAAGGAUCUACCCAAUGUACUCAUUCCUAGUGUAUUGAACGCCGAUUAUAGAAAUUCAAGUAAUGAACUGCUUGUCUCAUUUGCUAAAUUGUUACAGAGAUUGCUAAAGUUUAUAACGACCCCAAUUACUAUUCAAAAAGAUAACGCAAGAGAACAUUCUCAUGCCUUAGUUGCGCGAUUGUCACACAUAAAUAAACUGCUUCACAAGAGAUUGGGCCAAAUGAUCGAUAGUAAGUUAAUUUUCAAAGAUUCUAAAGUGAAUGUGUUCUUUAAGGAUCCUGCCCAUGAAUAUAUCCACUCACCAUCUCUAACUUCCCCUCAAUUUAUUUCAAGUCCAAUGUCUAUAAAUAAAACUCCCAUGUCUACCACAUCGACGAGCAAAUACAAAGAUAUGAGGUUGCUACGUUAUUAUAAGAAUAUAUGGCUAAAUAAUAAGAUCCAUAAUUGGGAACCUAUAAACUCAGACUUCCUUUCUAGGUAUGCGGCAAUAUCACCAACAUUAUUCCAGGAGGGGAUCCCGUCAUCGCAAUCUUCUGAUACCCUUUUAACCGAUUUAGUUGAAACCUCAUUUACAUGUUUUGCUCAAUUUGUUAGUAACAAGCAAUAUCAUCAAGUGAAUUCAAACUUAAAUCUUUUGGAGCGAAAAUGGGUGAUUUUUAUUUCAAAACAUCUGCCAUUAUUAAUCCUAAAGCACUCAUCCAAAAAUCCACACGUAAUUACGAAGGCAUUAGAUAAUAUUGAUGAUAAAGUUAUCAAAGCAAUUAGAACAUAUUAUUCUGAAAAAGAUGACAUCAAGAGUAGGAAUGAAGAUCUAUUUGAUGAUUAUUCGACAACCAGCCUAGAUAUUAGACAUGAUUUUAUGAAGUCAUUAAUAAUGCUGAAUCUUUUAACGCCUAACGUGAUAAAUGACUAUCUUAGAGAGGAUGAAACAAUUGAUGUCAAAACAUUGGUUACAUCAGAUGAUUUGAUCAUAAAUAGCUCUCAAGGAAUAAAAGAAUCAAUUAAGGAUAUUCCAGCAUUUGUAUCUAACGAAAUCAAUUCAUUAGAAAUGGAAAUGCUAAACGAUUCUUCCACAGGAUUAACUAAUGGAUUAUAUCAAGUACUGACAACUUUCGAAUCUGUGGCCCCUACAAAGCAAAAGGAUAUUGCAAUAGGAAUAGUAAAUCUAUUAAAGGAAUCCAUAGGUAAUUCGAAUUAUGAUAAAAUAACAAAAUUAUGUGCUCUUUUAUAUUUCAAUUUUGGCCAUUCCUUUACCACAAUUCUAUCCUUUGUGGAUCCCUUGACAAUCACAGAAUUGUUAAUAAAAUUUGUGGAUGACUCAUGGGGCACAUCAUCUAAUUUGAAAACUGAAAUGUCUGAUGAUAAUAGCUACGAAUCAAAUAGUAAGGCUUUGUCGAUUGGCUGGGGACUACUAUUAUUAAUUGUCUUAUCCAAUAACUAUGGCAUUUCCUUACCAGAUGUUGCAUUGCAAUCGUCAACCAUUUCAUCAACUAACACAUUCUCUAUCCAAUUCGUCUCCAAACUUCCAGAAAUCUUAGAUACCUACACGAUUGAUGAACGCAAUGAAAGAGACCCCAACACACAGUCAAAAUCUCAUAAACUUGUCCAAAGCUGGCUAAGUGAUCUUUUUGUCAACGGUGCCAUUUCAGAUGAGUUAUCACAAAACACUCAAACAGGACAACUUUCUACCCUGAUCCCUUUUAUCAUAAAACAAGUAUUAUUGGCUGCUGAACUAGGUUUUGUUAGUGAUCCUUCAAAUCUCUUGACAGGAUUCGAGUAUUUUCUACAACCUUAUAUGCUGGUCGGAUUAAUCAAGGUGGUUUAUUGGUUAGAACAAUUCUUAUCCGGAUUGAAAAAUAGGACAUAUCCAGAAGCUCUAAUCCAGACUAUGUUUACUUUACUGAAUUCUAUAUUGAAUCCCUCUACUUUGAAUGAGGAAUCAAGAACUUUCCAUAAUGCAAUUUUACGCCUAAAUGCUGUUCCAUUAUUGAAAGUAGUAAGAAAAUUCCGUUCGAAAAAUGAACCAAACUAUGGUGUUUAUUAUUCAGAGAGUGAAUCUUCGGCUACCGUGGGACCAUUAAUCGAUAAACUUGUUUCUGUACUAAACAUGGGAUCUAUAUAUAACGUGGAUUCAAGGAUAAUAAAUACAGAAACAAUGUAUUCUCAAACAAAACCUAUAGGUUACGGAAAGUUUUUAAUCUUAGACGAGAAUCCAAUAAAUAAGAUAAUGACUAAUCAAAUGAAUUCAUUUUGGAAUUUACACAGCAGCACCUUUUACAACUUAGACUAUCUCUAUGAACUAAUCGAUUUGAUAACUCCUAAAAAAUUCUUCUUUGACGUCUUCCAAACCUUAAAAUAUAAAUCAAACACCUACGGUGUACCAGUUAUGAGGAAUAAAAUCUCAACAACGGAAACAGAACAUGUCAUGGAUUACUUCUUUUACUUUUUGGUCCUUUAUGAUGUAAGGUCGCCCGAUGAUGCUGCAAAGUUUAUCAAUUUCAUGGAUACUGAGGGUCACAUGGAUACCUCACCAGUCCAAAGUGAAGUUCAACUUAAAACUGAAAAUCCACUCAAGACUGAAACGUCACAAGAUGACGAUUUUGAUAUGUUAUUUGGUGAAAAUGAUAAUGAAACAAGUGCUCAAGAACCUGAAGAAGAUAUUCAAAUUCUGACCGUCGAACCCAAGGUGAAUGAGAAUAAUGAAAUGGCCAUUUUGAAGAGAAAUUCUUUUGGAAGGAUAAUACAUGAAUUGAAAGUUGCUGAAGAAGAAGCUUAUAAAUCAGGAGGAAUCCCCAAGGAGAAGUACGAGGAAACUUGUCAUUAUCACGAGAAGUACUUAGCAUUAUUAAAAGGUUGUGUUUUCUAA
Molecule: messenger RNA, 3261 nt
Organism: Naumovozyma castellii
Lineage: Eukaryota; Fungi; Ascomycota; Saccharomycetes; Saccharomycetales; Saccharomycetaceae
Gene: NUT1
Product: Nut1p
Exons: 1
Coding region: 1-3261 (1086 amino acids)
Source: RefSeq, a predicted model, not a curated record